Molecule: messenger RNA, 2199 nt
Organism: Leptopilina heterotoma
Lineage: Eukaryota; Metazoa; Arthropoda; Insecta; Hymenoptera; Figitidae
Product: putative nuclease HARBI1
Exons: 4
Coding region: 925-2007 (360 amino acids)
Source: RefSeq, a predicted model, not a curated record
CAUGCUGGUUAGAUGUGUUCAAUUUUUGCUGAAUUAAAAAGUUUUUGAGGGGGUUGACGGUAGAUUUUAUUUUUGAGAUUUUUUGCUUUUUUUACUUUGUUUUUGGAUCCCGAUUUUCUCCCUCUUUUACUACCGCUAGCUGUUGUAUUCUGUUUGAUUUUCCUCUGGAAUCUCAGACGUUUCCAUUAACUUUUUUAUUUCUUCAACAUCCAGUGCAUUAUCAUCCACAAUAAUUUUUCGACCCCUGAUGGUAGCUAGUUUGCCAGUUUUUAACAAUAGUUCCUUGUAUUUUAAUAAAAUUUCGUAAUUAUUUCGUCGCAUUUCUAUUUCUUCUCUAGACAGGUCAUUAGCGAUGUUAUAUUUCAUAUCAAUUAAUAUUUUCCUAUUUUAACAAUAGUGAUUUCCACUUCAUGUUAUUGAAUGAAAUUAGAACCGGUCGUGAACCUUCUUGUUUACCUAGCCUUCUGACGUCAGUAACACUUUCAGGCGUUAUAUCUAUAUUCGCCUUGCGAAUAAUAUUUAUUACUGUUUCAAGUAGGUUUUUCUUUUCGUUCACUGUGUCUGGGAUUUUGUAAAUUAUCAGGUUCUUACUUUUCUCCUUAUGCAAAAGAUGAUCAAGGGCGGUAUUCAUAGUCGAUACUUAUUACUUAAGCAGCGACUUAAGCUGCCACCUAGAUUCAUAGUCGUGCAAUGAGCAUUGCCUUAAGCCGCAACUUAAGCAUUUGCUUGGAAAAGUAAAUUGUUCGAUUUUGAGAUGCAUAGUCCCAUCUUAAGAACGCCAAGUAUUCAUAGUCAAAUAAGUUGAACUUAUUUGACAUUGCCGGUGAACUUAUUUGAACGAAUUGAGGUUAUGAUUUUAAGUCAACGUUUUACUUGACUUAAGCAAUUACUUAUUAGUGAAUAUAUAAUUGGAAAGUGUUCACAAUGGAUAUAUUAGAUAAUUUAAGUGAUAUUGAGGACGAUAGUGAUAAUGAAGGUGGUCCAAAUAAUAUAAGACGUGCAAAAAGAUACAUUCGAGAUGCAGAAAAUCCUUUUGAAAUUGAUGAAUGGGACUUCCAGAGACGUUAUCGUUUUACAAAAGAUUCUGUGUUAUUUGGAAUUUUGCCUGAAAUACAGGCAGGUCUAAUUAAACAUAACAAUCGUGGUUUACCCAUUGCACCACAGCUACAGUUACUUAUCUGUUUACGAUAUUUUGCAACUUCAAGUUUUCAGCUUGUUAUUGCCGACACAAUGAAAGUUUCUCAAUCAACUGUCUCAAGAAUUGUUUUUCGUGUUGCCACUUUGCUUGCCAGCCUCAUUAAUUUAUACAUCAAAAUUCCAACAACUGGUGAUGCCCGAAAUGAAAAUCAUCGCUUGUUCAACGUUUUAGGAAGAGGUCAUGGAGCAAUAGGACUUCCUCGUGUUGAUGGAGCGAUUGAUUGCACUCACAUUAAGUUAGUCGGUACAAGAUUUAACCAGGUUGAAGAAAUGUUUAGAAAUAGAAAAGGUUAUUUUUCACUCAAUGUACAAGCUGUGGUGGGACCACGAAUGGAAUUUCUCGACAUUGUACCAGAAUGGCCGGGUAGGGCACAUGACAGUCGGAUAUUUCAGAACUCAUUAAUCCACAUGCGCUACGUUCAAGGACGAUUAGAUGGGAUUCUUGUAGGUGAUAAAGGAUAUCCCUGUUUGCCUUUUCUUAUGACACCUUUCAGAAAUCCGCAUAAUGAAGAGGAAAUGAAGUACAAUGAAAUUCAAAUAAGAACGAGAAUAAUUGUUGAGCGAACUUUUGGUGUGUGGAAACGAAGAUUUCCAUGUUUGGCGCGGGGAAUGGCAACGAAACUCGUUUGUUCUACAACGACUGUAGUAGCAUGUGCAGUUUUACAUAAUAUGGCCUUACGUUUCAAUGACAUAUUACCAGAAGACGAUGAGUUACAUGAAUAUGAAGAAGUUCCUGUACCUAAUGCAGAAAAUAUUAAUAUGGAUGGAGAAGUAGCUCGUCAAUUACUAGUUCAUCGUUUAUUUAAUUGAUUAUAAGUAUUAUAUGGAUUAUAUAUGUUUCGGUAAAAUAUAUAAAGACAUUUAAUUUUUUAAAAACAAAAACCAUUGAGUCAAAAUAUUUUGUGUACAUAUUUUUUUUAUUUCAUAAACAAUAAAAUUACAAAAAAGUGUAUAAAAGUUUAUUAUUUAACAUUUUAAUAAUAUUACUAUAUUAUACUUGAA